CGCUGCAUUACUUCACUCUCUGCCAUUGCAGCUGCCACUGCUGUUGCUGAUCUCAAAGAAAAACUUUCAAAAACCCCACCAACAACCACCAAGCUUGGGAUCUCAAUCCAAAGUCCAAACCCACCAUGACCCACCUCACUCUCCCUCUCCUCGUCUCCCUCCUCUCCCUCUCUGUUCUCAUCUUCCUCCUCCUCUUCCUCCCUCCGCCACCGCCCCCCACCACCACCCUAACCCUCCACCGCCACUUCCCUUCCAACCCCCUCCCACCUCCCCCCAAGCUCGCCUACUUCAUCUCCGGUACACACGGCGACUCCCCCCGCCUCCUCCGGCUGCUCCGGGCCCUCUACCACCCCAACAACCAGUACCUCCUCCACCUCGACCGCCGCGCAACCCCGCAAGAGAGGGUGGAGCUUUCCGCCUCUGUUGGGUCUGUUGCAGUCUUCGCCGCUGCAGAGAAUGUUAAUGUUGUUGGGAGCGCUGAUGCGGUGAAUCUCGACGGCUCCACGCCCAUUGCUUCGCUGCUUCGCGGUGCCGCCAUUUUGUUGAGAUAUUGCAGCGAUUGGGAUUGGUUUGUCAAUCUUGAGGCUUCUGAUUACCCCCUCAUUUCUCAGGAUGAUUUGCUGCAUAUUCUAUCUUUUGUGCCAAGGGACUUCAACUUCAUCGAGCAUACCAGUAAUAUUGGUUGGAAUGAGUAUCAAAGAAUUAUCCAAAUUGUUGUUGAUCCUGGCCUUUAUCUUGCAUCAAAAAGGGGAAUUUUUCUGGGUACCAAAAGGCGGGUGCUGCCAAGACAAUUCCGGUUUUUUACAGGUUCUCCACAAGUAAUUCUGAGUCGCAAGCUGGUCGAGUUCUCCAUCCUGGGAUGGGACAACUUCCCGAGAACACUCCUCUUGUUCUUCGCAAACAUUAAAUCCUCUCACAGAGGCUACUUCCAAACCCUUGCCUGCAAUGCCAGGGAGUUCUCUAACACGGUCAUGAACUCCAACUUAAGGUACAUGGCAUGGGACAACCCUCCUGGAAAAGAGCCAAGAAAUCCAAGGGUGUCUGAUUUGAAGAAGAUGCUGGGAAGUGGAGCUGCUUUUGCUGGAAACUUCGCCCCAAAUGAUCAUGAGGUCCUGGAUUUGAUCGACUCUGUGGUGCUUCACCGGAGGCAGGGCAUGAUCUCACCAGGGGGUUGGUGUGUGGGGAGGAGAGACAGAGGCAGAGACCCUUGCCAGCACUGGGGUGACACCAACAUUCUCAGACCAGGACAUGCUGCCGAGAGAUUUGAGAAGCUUUUAUUGAGAGUUAUGGCAAACUCAACUCUCAGAUCAAAUCAAUGCAGAUGAUUUUUGGGGAUGAUGAUGAAUAGCUGCAGGAUUAAAUUUGUAAACCAUGUUGUCUAUCUCAUAUUUAGAUCCACUUCUCCGCAAGCCUGCAAUUCCUUGUGGCAGCCAUGAGAGGACCUCAUCUCCAUUCUCAGUAAGACCAUGUAUCAUAACUCAUCAUUAUGAGUACAUUAUUAUGUUGACUCGCACUCUUCCACA
This is a messenger RNA of Vitis riparia (riverbank grape), 1523 nucleotides long. RefSeq names its product beta-glucuronosyltransferase GlcAT14B-like. Gene Ontology annotation, molecular function: glucuronosyltransferase activity. The transcript has 4 exons. The record is from RefSeq and is a predicted model, not a curated record. Gene Ontology annotation, cellular component: membrane. The coding region runs from base 126 to 1325 and encodes 399 amino acids. NCBI's taxonomy places the organism in Eukaryota, Viridiplantae, Streptophyta, Magnoliopsida, Vitales, Vitaceae.